AUGCCUAGGAUCGCAAAGACAGCACGUCGGGAGAUCUCAUCGAUUGAUCGUGAACGAAUCAUUGGUAGGCACUUAGGCGGUCAAUCAAACAAAGCAAUUGCUAAAGAUGUUGGCAGAAGUGUAAGCACAAUUGGUCGGCUUAUCAAGAAAUGGCAAGAAACAGGCAAAACUGACAACCAAAAAGGCAGGGGAAGAAAGGCCAAGUAUAGUCAAGAACAGCAAGAAAACCUACUCGAGGUUUGCUUCAAUAAUCCUCGUUAUACCUAUUAUCAAUUAUCUUAUUUCAUGCACAAUACCAGUCAAUACCCAAAAGUUUGCAACAGUACAAUUAAGCGAUAUUUGAGAGUAUUUAGAGUACAACGUUUUAUAGCACUUACUACACCAGUGCUUCUUCCUCGUCACCUACCGUUACGCCUAGAGUGGGCUAAUGGGUUUAAUAUUGCACAACUAGGCUUAUUGGUGUUUUCUGAUGAAGCAGGAUUUAUGAUCGAUGAUUGUGGGGGCGGUAGAAGGAAAUAG
Molecule: messenger RNA, 519 nt
Organism: Meira miltonrushii
Lineage: Eukaryota; Fungi; Basidiomycota; Exobasidiomycetes; Exobasidiales; Brachybasidiaceae
Exons: 1
Coding region: 1-519 (172 amino acids)
Source: RefSeq, a predicted model, not a curated record